GGGGCCGCAGCCCACGCGGGGGUGCUGCCCGGAGCCCGCCGAGCUCGCCGGCGCGCUGGCGCCCGAGGGAGUUGAACUGGAGUUCAGAUGCCCAACUCCCUCUGAAUCGUGCAGAUUGGUGCUGAGCAGGCAACAAAAGUUUUUAGCUUCUCCUCAGUUUCUGGUGCUUCGCAGGGGAGAGGAAAGGACUUUGGCAUUAACACCAGAAGCGGUCAGGGGAACGUCUUUAACUUUUCUUCUCUGUUGUCAUUUGCAAUGAAGAGGAAACAGAAGCGAUUUCUGCAGAUGACUUUGCUUGUCAUGGUGGCCCUCAUUUUCCUGCCCAAUAUCGGUCUGUGGUCUCUGUACAAGGAUAAGCACCUGGUGAAAUCUACAGAGCCCGGGGAGCAGCAGACAUUUCCUCUGGGCCUGGGAGAUGGUCAGUUCUAUGCUUGGACAGAUGGUUUGAGAAGAAAGGACUGGCAUGACUACGAAAGCAUCCAGAAAGAGGCAAAGCGCUCAGGGAAAGGUGAACAUGGAAAACCUUAUCCCCUCACUGAAGAGGAUCACGAUGAUUCAGCUUACAGGGAAAAUGGCUUCAAUAUUUUUGUCAGCAACAAUAUUGCUCUAGAGAGGUCCCUGCCAGAUAUCCGCCAUGCUAACUGUAAGCACAAGAUGUACCUGGAAAGACUACCCAACACGAGCAUCAUUAUCCCAUUUCAUAAUGAAGGUUGGACUUCCUUACUGCGUACCAUUUACAGCAUAAUUAACCGGACCCCUGGGAGUCUGAUAGCUGAAAUCAUUCUCGUCGACGACUUCAGUGAUCGAGAACACUUGAAGGAGAAGUUAGAAGAAUAUAUGGCCCGAUUUUCCAAAGUGAGAAUUGUUCGCACCAAGAAAAGGGAAGGGCUCAUUCGCACCCGACUCUUGGGAGCGUCCAUGGCCAGAGGGGAAGUGCUGACCUUCCUGGACUCGCACUGUGAGGUUAACGUGAACUGGCUGCCCCCUCUCCUCAACCAAAUUGCACUAAACCACAAAACCAUCGUGUGCCCCAUGAUCGAUGUCAUUGACCACAACCACUUUGGGUAUGAGGCACAAGCCGGGGAUGCCAUGCGAGGCGCCUUCGACUGGGAAAUGUACUACAAAAGAAUCCCCAUCCCUCCAGAGCUCCAGAGGGCAGAUCCCAGCGACCCUUUUGAGUCUCCCGUUAUGGCUGGAGGUCUCUUCGCUGUGGACCGAAAAUGGUUUUGGGAGUUAGGUGGCUAUGAUCCAGGUUUAGAAAUCUGGGGAGGAGAACAAUAUGAAAUCUCUUUCAAGGUUUGGAUGUGUGGAGGAGAAAUGUUUGACGUUCCGUGUUCUAGAGUUGGUCACAUCUACAGAAAGUACGUCCCUUACAAAGUUCCAUCUGGGACCAGCCUGGCAAGAAACCUGAAGCGGGUGGCUGAGACCUGGAUGGAUGAAUUUGCCGAGUACAUUUACCAGCGGCGCCCAGAGUACAGGCAUCUCUCCACGGGGGACAUCUCGGCCCAGAAGGAGCUGCGCAAACAGCUCAGGUGCAAGGACUUCAAGUGGUUCAUGGCAGCGGUGGCCUGGGAUGUGCCCAAGUACUACCCUCCCGUGGAGCCGCCGCCCGCCGCCUGGGGGGAGAUUCGCAACGUGGCGGCCAAUCUCUGCGUCGACAGCAAACACGGAGCCACGGGAACUGAGCUGAGGCUGGACAUCUGCAUCAAGGACGGUUCAGAAAGAACUUGGUCUCAUGAACAGCUCUUUACUUUUGGAUGGAGACAAGAUAUCCGCCCCGGCGAGCCCCUGCACACGCGGAAGUUCUGCUUCGACGCCAUCUCGUACCACAGCCCCGUCACCCUCUACGACUGUCACGGCAUGAAGGGGAACCAGCUCUGGGGACACAGGGAGGACAGAACGUUAUUCCAUCCUGUGAGCAACAGCUGCAUGGAUUGCAACCCAGCAGAGAAGAGGAUUUUCAUGGCCAGAUGUGACCCUCUCUCGGAGACUCAGCAGUGGAUUUUUGAACAUAUCAAUAUGACUGUUUUAGAAAAUUUUAACCACCGUGCCAGCUCCUAGAGGGAAAGAAGGAAGAAGGAGAGAUUACCUACAGAUUACAAAAACUGCAUUUCAGCCAGCAUCCGGGUCAAAGGAGUCAGGAAUAACAUUUCCUAGAUCCAGGAAGCCUGGUUUAAAGAUCUGUAAAUGCCACGUCCUAGUAGGUUGUCCUGAAGAACUUCCUGCAUCUGAAGAACUUGGCUGAGAACCUCACCAGCUGCUUCUGAGAACUUGAGACUAGCAGUUCCCUUGCUGGCCAAGGGCAAAGAUUAUUUAGGGACUUUUCGAAACAACUGCUGAGUUAAUAAAUCCUAGCAUUUCUCAGGUCAAAUCCUGCAGUAGUGAGUAGCUAUGAAUGGAUCCUAUUAUUUGGGUGGGAGGGGGGUGAAAAGGAGCGCAUGUCUGCUCUGAUACUGGGGGUACCGCAGGUUAAGAACUGGCCACACCAAAGGGGGGGCUGUCCUCUUCGGUGCCAUUCUCUGAAGAAGAAUGGGUUAAGCAGGUUUAACCCUUUAAAGUGCUGCAGAUGAUUUUAGAGUGCUCAUACCAUUCUGUUCUCUUGAUUAUUUUGAAAUAGGGUGCACAGUCACACAUAACUCGGACCACCACAUCUCGAAGUGGGACUAUCCAGAUCCUCUUCAUUUGCAUUUGCUAUUUUCCUUUCAGAGCAGAAGUUAUUUAUUGUCCAUGAACAUUCAUGUUCCAUCAGUCAACUGAAGUUCUAAUUCAGUGCCCUUGUAUGAAUCCUGUUUAAAAAACAAAAAACUAUGCUACCCAGUUACUCCAAAGAGAAAGAUUUCACAGAAGCAGCAAAACCAUGGAAACGUUAGGAGAGGAGUUUCCCUAGGAAAUCUAUUUUUACUUUUCUAUUAUUUUUAGAAUCUUAAAAGUUUGAUGUUUGUCAAGUCAUAAUUUUUAUUAAGGGAAGAAAUGGAGUGAGGUCGAUGUCAUUUGUCUAGGAGAUUCUUAAGCUCAAAUAAAUCUACACUCCAAGUGAUGUCUGAAACUGACUUGGUUCACUUCAGUUCUGUGUGAUGAGCCCUGGGUGGUUUUGCUUGGUUUGGAUUUUUUUGGGGGGGUUUUAUAUUGUUAAUAUUAAUGAUGUUGUUGUUUUAUUUGGAAGCAUACAGGAGGAACUUCCAUUAAUAAAGUGCUUCUAACACCAUUUUCUGGUAAUGGGAUAAUAUGUCAG
Molecule: messenger RNA, 3232 nt
Organism: Condylura cristata (star-nosed mole)
Lineage: Eukaryota; Metazoa; Chordata; Mammalia; Eulipotyphla; Talpidae
Gene: GALNTL6
Product: polypeptide N-acetylgalactosaminyltransferase-like 6
Exons: 13
Coding region: 256-2061 (601 amino acids)
Cellular component (GO): Golgi apparatus
Source: RefSeq, a predicted model, not a curated record